UGUACGUCAUCACGCUGCGUCCAUGCUCCGUCGGCCUUGUUCCGAGAGGUAGUCUCCAGAGGUGCUCACAGACACAUAAUGUCAAUAGUCCGAUCAUCCGUCCAUGCAAAAUGGGUUGUGGGGAAGGUGAUUGGUACAGCAAUGGUAAAAACUGCUAAAGUAAGAGCAACCAGACUCGUGUUGGAUCCCUACUUACUGAAGUACUUUAAUAAGCGGAAAACCUACUUCGCUCACGAUGCCCUUCAGCAGUGCAGCGUCGGGGACAUCGUGCUCCUCAGAGCUUUGCCCGUCCCACGAUCAAAGCAUGUGAAACACGAACUGGCUGAGAUCAUCUUCAAAGUCGGCCGAGUUAUCGACCCGGUCACAGGAAAGCCCUGUGCAGGAACCGCCUACCUAGAGAGCCCCCUCGUUUCAGAAGCCACUCCCCUCAGCGAAACUCCGGAAGAGCUCAAGGUCUCCUGAACCUAGGGAAGAAGGAGCCAGAGAGAUUUCUCUCUAUAGGUUUGCUCAAUGGCUUUCAUUACUGUCCAGUUUCUCCUGUGACAUCAGACAUAGUAAGCGAAGUAAAGAGCUUAGUGUUCCACAAGGGUCUGCAUCCUUUUUCAGAUUCUCUGAACAGAACUUCCUGAUUACUCCAUGUGCCUAAGUGUACUGCAUCAUUCUGUAAGCUCACUGUCUUAGAUCAUGUGUAUCGUUUCCUUUGUUUUACUUCACUCAAAGAAAUCUUGGACUUAGCACCUUUAUUUUAAAAGGAGAAAACCUUUUGAUAAUGACAUAAAAGAUUAAACUUAGUUUUGAUAGCUUAA
Messenger RNA from Grammomys surdaster, 806 nucleotides. It is a transcript of the gene Mrps17, whose product is annotated as mitochondrial ribosomal protein S17. Gene Ontology annotation, cellular component: mitochondrial small ribosomal subunit; ribosome. Gene Ontology annotation, biological process: mitochondrial translation. The record is from RefSeq and is a predicted model, not a curated record. The coding region runs from base 79 to 462 and encodes 127 amino acids. The transcript is spliced from 3 exons. Gene Ontology annotation, molecular function: structural constituent of ribosome. Lineage: Eukaryota; Metazoa; Chordata; Mammalia; Rodentia; Muridae.